Molecule: messenger RNA, 1677 nt
Organism: Heterostelium album PN500
Lineage: Eukaryota; Evosea; Eumycetozoa; Acytosteliales; Acytosteliaceae
Product: kelch repeat-containing protein
Exons: 1
Coding region: 1-1677 (558 amino acids)
Molecular function (GO): zinc ion binding; protein binding
Source: RefSeq, a predicted model, not a curated record
AUGGCUUUAGAGUGUUCAGAACAUAACAAAUCACAUAAGUUUAUUUGUUAUCAAUGUAACAGCUUGUUGUGUUCGAGAUGUGUAAAAAAUCAUUCUAAAGAUCAUCUUGAUCAUGAUCAAUGGGAACAUAUCGAUGAUAUCAAACAAUCAUUUAAUAAAGAUGAGAAUAAUACUUCAUUCAUCAAUUUACAACUUAAAUCGAUAUGGGAAUCAUUAAAAUCAUCAACAUCAAGAUAUCAAUCAUUAUCAGCAACAGAGAAUGAAAUCAAACAAUACUUUGAACAACUACAUCAAUAUCUAAUCAUUGAAGAGCAAAAACUAAAGAGAGAUAUAAUUAAUGAUAAAGAUACAAUCAUAAAUCAAAUCGAUAAUAAUAUUAAUCAUUUGAAAUAUAUUGUAAAUAUUAUUAAAAUAAAUAACAGUAAAGAUAAUAAUAGAAAUGAUAGUAAUAGUAAUGAUAAUCAGUCAACAGUGAUAGAGGAUACAACAACACAAUAUUCAACAACGACAACAAUAAUGAAAUCUAUUACAUCAAGUUCAUCAUUACAAUCAUUCAUCUUGGAUAAUAAUCAGACAUUGUUCAAUGAUAAUCAUGAUCCAUUCAAUAUUGAUGAACUUAAAAAUCAACAUAAUAAUGAUUCAUCAUUAUUAUUGGAUAUAAUUUAUAAAUACAACAAUAAAUUCAAUAAAACUGAUAAUAAUAAUAAUAAUACAUCAUCAAUACAAUCAUCAUUAUAUGAAUUAUCAAUCAAACAACCUGAUCUUAAUCAGUUGGAUUCAAUAAUUAAACAAUCAAUCAAACUUGAUAAAAUUGAACCAUCAGAGAACAAUGAAAUAAAUACAACAACAACAAACAACGAUCAUAAUAAACAAUCAUAUAUUUUCACAACACAUCACUUAAGAGGAGCAACACUUAUCAACACAACAAACAACAAUUCAAUCGAGCAAAUCAAUUUUGAUUAUGAUGUUAGUCAUACAAUCCAAUCGAUUGUUUCAAUUGGUGAAUAUAUCUAUAUAUUCGGUGGUUUUAACAAUCCAAACAAAUGGAUGAAGUUCUCAAUUAAAUCGAAAUCAAUUGAACAUAUUGGUAAUAUCGAAGGAAUAGAUGGUGAUUAUCAUAUAUCAGUUUGUUACGAUGGUCAAGAUCAUAUCUAUUUGGUUAAUGGUAACAAAAUUAAGAAUAGAAUUGAUCGAUUCAACAUCAAGACAAUGCAAUUCGAAAGAUAUCAUCGAUUACCUGAUGAAUACGGUCAACAAGCAUCAACAAUGAUCUUCAAAGGUUCAUUGUAUUCAGUAACAUGCGACGGAAAUAAGAUGAUUCAAUUCGAUUUGACCAAUAGAACAAUAGAAAAUCAUCAAAUUGACAUUUCUGCAUUCACAGCAUGUCAUGAUAACAAUGGAAAUUUCUUCAUAUGCAAUUGUAUUAACAAGAGAUUCAUCAAAUACAAUGUUGAGACAAAACAAACAGUCAAUCUCAAAUUUACUCCCAAAAAUCAAUAUGGAUAUGCUUAUUUGAUGUAUCAUCGAGAAUCAUCAACAUCAAGUUUUAUCUAUUCAUUUGCUGGUAAAACAUUUGGAAACUUUAAGUAUUCAAUUGAAGACGACCAAUCUGAACCGAUCCUUGAAGAUGAUAAAUUCGAAAGAUAUUGGUGUGCAGCUACAUCCAUAAAAUAUUAA